AUGGAAAGAGAAAAGGCAAGAAGGCUCUCCAACAACUUGCAGCAAACUUUCCAUCACUCUAAAGAACCUACCUUUCUUAUCCACCAAGCCAUCCUACCUAGUGACUGCCAUUCCACCCUUUUGCCAGAAACAGCGUGUGUCAAUUUCAGUGAAAGAAUAAAGACAAGUGCUCAGAGGUAUAGACCUGGAACAGUGAUUCUAUCAAAACGGCCCAGUAGGAAAAUGAUGUCGGGAAGCCAGCCCAGCCCCCCUGUGAUCGUGUCCCGAAGGCCAGGAUCCCGUGUAUGCUACAUCUGUGGCCGAGAAUUUGGAUCCCAGUCUAUCGCCAUCCAUGAGCCCCAGUGCCUAGAGAAGUGGCGGAUUGAAAACAGCAAGUUGCCCAAGCACCUGCAGAGGCCAGAGCCCUCCAAACCACAGCCUCCGGAGGCCAGGGGGUCCUUUGGUGUGCAGGCUGCUAACCAGGCGGCCCUUCAGCGUGCCCAGGCUCAGCUGCUUCCCUGUGAGUACUGCGGCCGCACGUUCCUGCCAGAUCGGCUCCUUGUGCACCAGAGAAGCUGCAGGUCAAAGGGUCAGGUCCCCCAAGCGCCACGCCUCAACUCUUCUCGUGAUCUUCCUGGCCUCAAGAAAGCCACGAGCGGCAUCCCAGCCCGACCGAGGGCUCUCAUGUGCUACAUUUGUGAUAGGGAAUUUGGCACCCUGUCCCUCCCUCUUCAUGAGCCCAAAUGCCUAGAAAAGUGGAAAAUAGAAAAUGACCGGCUCCCUAAGGAUCUCCGCCGGCCACUGCCACAGAAGCCUCAGCCCCUUCCAACUGGGCAGCCCAGCCAAGAGGGGACAAGUCCAGCUCAGUUUGUGCCCUGCCCAAAUUGUAACCGGACCUUUGCCCCAGCUCGCCUUCUGGUGCACCAGAGAAGCUGUAAAGCUCAACCUAGUGGACCAAAAGUCCCAAACUUGACCUCAGGAAGUAAAGGUGGCCUAAAUGCACCCACUACUUCCAAGCAGCGGAGGAACAUGCAGCACCCGCUCUAA
This is a messenger RNA of Castor canadensis (American beaver), 1026 nucleotides long. RefSeq names its product zinc finger protein 474 (gene Znf474). Lineage: Eukaryota; Metazoa; Chordata; Mammalia; Rodentia; Castoridae. The record is from RefSeq and is a predicted model, not a curated record.